This is a messenger RNA of Trichomycterus rosablanca, 4989 nucleotides long. It is a transcript of the gene tiam1b, whose product is annotated as TIAM Rac1 associated GEF 1b. The transcript has 27 exons. Gene Ontology annotation, molecular function: protein binding; guanyl-nucleotide exchange factor activity. Lineage: Eukaryota; Metazoa; Chordata; Actinopteri; Siluriformes; Trichomycteridae. Gene Ontology annotation, cellular component: plasma membrane; cytosol; synapse. Gene Ontology annotation, biological process: activation of GTPase activity; small GTPase-mediated signal transduction; positive regulation of axonogenesis. The record is from RefSeq and is a predicted model, not a curated record. The coding region runs from base 100 to 4584 and encodes 1494 amino acids.
AAGACCGAGUCCGUCCCGUCCUGCCUCGCGCCAUCAUGUCUCCCGCCAUCCUCGCGAACGGAUGACCGAGCUCGCGACGUCACGGGACCGUUGUAAAUAAUGGGGAACGUGGAGAGCCAGUAUGGGAGCCACAGUUUCUAUGGCGAUGGCGAGCGUCAGCUCUCGAGGAAGCGAGUGUCGCGGUCGCUGCGUCUGUCGGGUAAACAGUCGUACUGGAGGAAACCUGAGCACCGUAACUCAGAGACCAGCACGCGCUCCAGCAGCACUCCCAGCAUCCCUCAGUCCCUGGCUGAACACGGCCUGGAACCCUUCGACGACACCGACGCCCUGCCGACCUUCAGCGCCCCCAUCUGGGUGGACCGGGUGGCCAUGAACCUCCAACCCAUCAGCUUUCACGUUAGUCAUGCUAUCGCUAACACUACGGCAAACACUCCCGCUGAUGUGGACGAUCCUGAAAACAGUGGUCCGGACUCCUCCGAACCACCGGGGAGCGCCGCAUCAUUCAAGAACAAACGCUCCAAAUCCGCCGACGUGUGGAAGGACGACUCUCUGGACGUGUCUGUGUCCGACGCCAGUCUGGAGCGCCUGACCAGCACAGAGGAUCUGACGGACAGCGCCAACGCCCCAAACGUCACUCGCUCGAACUCCCUGGAUGAGCUUUUCACCUCACAGGGUUACGCUAGCAAACGGCAGAAGGGCGGAGCUCUUAGCGGGGGUGGGGAGGACGAACGGAUAAUGACAUCAUACGAAGAUGACUGUGCCGCCUACGGAGCGUUCACGCUGCCCUGCCGCCGGUCACACUGUCUGUCAGAGGGAUCGACCAAUCAUCAGGCAGCGAUGCCAGGGAGGCGGGCACAAACCAUACAGGACAUGACCGCGGGGGACGUCGGUGAGGACGGUGUGAUUGAUGCUCUGAUUGGGGACGUCUGUGAGCUGCCCUCUCGCCGGUAUAAAGCCGCGUCUCUGUACUCCACACCAGCGGGGGUCAGCGGAGACGCAUCUGCCAACGAAGUCCAGGGCGUGUACGAGAACUUCCGUCAGGAGCUGGAGAAGAGCAGCUGUAAGGUGGAACCUCUGGAGGAAGGGGCGUCGGCUCUGAGCGACGAGCUGAGCUCGGCUAACCAGACGGAGGCGCUGUUGGGGGUGACUGAGGGCUCCGUGCGGAAAGCUGGACGCCUGAACGUCAAAAAUCAGCUCGUCUGCAAGAAGAACAAGAAGGUGGAGCUCGCUGCUCGCCGCAAGUGGAAGACGUACUGGGUGUCGCUAAAAGGAUGCACUCUGUUCUUCUAUGAGACGGAUGGACGAUCUGGAAUCGACCCCACCAGCGUCCCGAAACAUGCAGUCUGGGCUGAAAACAGCAUCGUACAGGCUGUUCCAGAACAUCCCAAAAAAGACUUCGUCUUCUGCCUCAGCAACUCGAUGGGAGACUCGUACCUGUUCCAGACGUGUAAUCAGACAGAAGUAGAGAACUGGGUGACGGCGAUCCACUCGGCCUGCGCCGCGGCCGCCGCCCAUCAGCAUCACCGUGACGACACCCUGCGCUUCCUGCGCUCCGAGAUCCGGAAGCUGGAGCAGAAGAUCGACAUGGACGAGAAAAUGAAGAAAAUGGGAGACAUGCAGCUGGUCUCCAUCACCGAGGGCAAGAAGAGGAAAACCAUCCUGGAGCAGAUCUCAGUGUGGGAGCAGAAUCUGGAGUGUUAUAACGUGGACUUGUUCAGAAUGAGGUGUUAUUUAUGCAGCCUGCAGGGGGACGAGCUGCCCAAUCCCAAGCCUCUGCUCUCCGUGGCCUCGCGCUCCACCAAACUCAGCAUGGGUCGCCUCGGCUUCUCCGUCUCCUCCUUCCACGCUCUGGUGGUGGCUCGUACUGAGAGUGGUGUUAGAAGACGAGCUCAGGCCGUGUCACACUCGACCGGCAAACGCAAGAGUCGCUUCUCAUCACUGUGGGGAGUCGAGACGAAUUCAAAGAGGAAAAUACACACACACACACACCCCAGCAUAGAACAGGUUUUUGCUGAGGGUGAGGAAACAGUAAAACGAGAUCUGGAGGGAACGAUGGAGGAAACUUCAAAAGAAACCACGAAGGGUGAGCCGGUGUGUGUGGGUGGUGCGCUGAAGGACCGCCCCGCCCCCUCAUGGGUGUGUUUGCCGAGCGGUCGGCCGGUCCUGGCCGUGGUGGAGCCGGGAGAGUCGGUGCUCGACACGCUGGAGAACAUCUGCAAGGAUCAUGAUCUGGACUCCACCAAACACUAUCUGCGCCUCAAGUUCCUGAUCGAGACCCAAGUGCAGUUUUACAUCCCCAAACCGGAGGAGGACGUUUACGACCUGCUCUAUAAGGAGAUCGAGCUCUGCUCCAAGAUGCAGAAGCUGGUUCAGUUUGACCGGGACGAGUCCUGCAUGAUCGGUUACGGUUUCUCCAUCUCGGUGGUGGAGGACGAUGGCGUACAGCAGCUUUACAUCACCGACGUGAAGGCGGGAGGAUUAGCCUUCGCUAAAGGACUGAACGCCGGUGACGAGAUCCUGCAGCUGAACAGGAAACACUCCAGAACUCUGACCUUCUCCGACAUGAAGGCUGCUUUCUCUCAGGCUUCUCUCUCUCUCACUGUGAACGCUCUGCCCCCGGUGGACCGGAGGCAGCACUGCUUUCUGCCGCCCAGACGCUCCGACGCCGUACAGCAACUCUACACCGACAUCUUCUCCCAAAACCAGGAGGAGAUUUUGGAUGAUGGAGUGGGUCUGAUCACAGAGACGUCCGGAGACAGUCUGGAGGACGAAUCGGAACUCUUCAGUGACUACACAGACUACAGAAAGAGUACCGAGCAGGUCGCGGCGUUCUGCCGGAGUCUCCACGACAUGAAUCUUUCCUCUGAGGCGGUGGCUUCCUCUUCCUCCUCCGCCUCGUCUUCCUCGCUUCCUCGUCAGCUCUCGGACGCCGACAAACUCCGCAAGGUCGUCUGUGAGCUGGUGGAGACCGAGCGCACCUACGUCAAGGAUCUGAACUGUCUGAUCGGGAGGUAUCUGACCCCUCUGCAAAAGGAGAGCUUCCUCACCCAGGACGAGCUGGAUGUUUUGUUCGGGAACCUUCCUGAGAUGCUGGAGUUUCAGGUGGAGUUCCUGCGGACGCUCGAGGAUGGAACACGCCUCGUCCCCGACCUGGAAAAGCUGGAACGGGUUGAUGAGUUCAAGAAGGUUCUGUUCUCACUCGGUGGUUCCUUUCUCUACUACGCCGACCGCUUCAAGAUCUACAGCGCCUUCUGCGCCACUCACACCAAAGUCCCCAAAGUUCUGGUGAAAGCGAGGACAGACCCCGACUUUAAGGCGUUCCUGGACGAGAGGAACCCGAAGCAGCAGCACUCGUCCACGCUGGAGUCGUACCUGAUCAAACCCAUCCAGAGAGUCCUGAAGUACCCACUGCUGCUCCGGGAGCUCUACAGUCUCACCGACCCCGAGAGUGACGAGCACUAUCACCUCGACGUGGCGGUGAAGGCCAUGAACAAAGUGGCGAGUCACAUAAACGAGAUGCAGAAGCUUCACGAGGAGUUCGGCGCCGUGUUCGACCAGCUCAUCGCCGAACAGACCGCCGACAGGAAAGAGGUUGCUGAUCUGUCGAUGGGGGAUUUGCUGCUUCACACCACACUGAUGUGGCUCAAUCCACCUUCCUCACUGGGGAAAUGGAAGAAGGAGCCUCAGCUGGCCACUUUUGUGUUUAAAACGGCAGUGGUGUUCGUUUGCCGGGACAGCUCCAAACAGAAGAAGAAAAUGGGCGGAUCACAGCGUGUCACCGGGGAGGAUCGAGACCCCUUCUGCUUCCGCUACAUGAUUUCUACAGAGGCGCUUCAGGUUCGAACCCUGACUGGUGCAGAUGGUAACGGUGCUGCUGUGUGUGAAAUCAUUCACGUCAAAUCGGAAUCAGAAGGACGACCAGAGAGAGUGUUCCACCUGUGCUGCAGUUCUGCUGAGAGUAAGAAGGACUUCCUGAGGACGGUUCAGUCCGUACUGAGGGUCAAACAGAGACGGCAGCUACUGAAGACCGACAGCGUCCCCCCCAGUCAGCAGUACGUCCCGUUCGGAGGGAAACGCCUCUCUGCUCUGAAGGGGGCUCGACCCGCCAUGCACCGAGCGGCCUCCGCCCCUACACGUACGCUGGGUCGGAGAAAACUAGUGCGGAACCGCUUCACCAUCGACACCGACAUCGUAUUCGACACAGACGCCGACGCCGACUCACCAGACUCCCAGAAUUCCCCGCAGCCGGGCGACACAGACCGCUGGGUGGAGGAGCAGUUCGACCUGCAGCGGUACGAGGAGCAGGAGCAGGCGAAGGAGAGCGACAUACUGAGCGACCAGGAGAACCAGGAUGAGGAUCUGGAGGGCCCCGUCUCCACCCUGUCCCUGGAGGACGAAGGAACCGAACCUGACGACGGGCGCGGCGGAUCCCAGCACCCGCUCAAACUGUCCCGCCUGGGGAAGCAGUGCGCCGUGUCCGUGGCCAGCGUGGACGAGCAGGCGACGCCCGGUGACGAGGUGGUGUGGGUGCGGCGGGACGUGAGCGGUGCUGCCGGCGAGACGCAGGACGAGUCACGAAGCUAAAGAGCAGCGGGCGUCUCCCAACGCCACGCCCGAAUCUACAGAGUUUAAUAACGGCGAGGUUACAACAGCUACUGACAGAACCACUGCCAGCAUCGUUCUACUGACCAUCACUGACUUUCUGUUCCAACAUCAGCUGCACCAUCAUUUACACACAUCUCAAAACAUGCCAGUAGGUGUGUUUGCUACUCUGUACAGAGUCUGUUCCUGCUCGCGGUUCAGUGUUUCCAGGAGAGGUUCCAGACCAGGCGGUUAAUAAGGAUAAAUAAAUUGCGUUAUGACCACCAGGGGGCGCCACAGAGCUGCAUAAACAUUUCUAAACCCUUAAUCAUAGCCAGUUCCCCUUCCACUGCUGAACCUGGCGCUGUUUAAAACACCAAACUAAAAUGCUCCAAUUAUGAAGCCUGA